AUGCUUGACGGCCUUCCUGUGGAAGUGAUACAGCACAUUGUUCAUCAUCUGCCUACCGCCUCAUCCAUCAUUAACCUCUCACUGGUUAGUCGCAAACUACAAAAGGUUAUAGCUAGGGACGACUAUGCGUGCUUUCGCGAUUUCGUUAAGAGAUCAUUUCCCUCCAUUGAAACUCCACCGUUAUGGCGGGAGGCUGCUCGUGUUUUGACCUCGCGGUCACGAGCCUGGGAUCGUCGCGCAUUUGUUGCAAGAGAAUGCUAUCCGCCUGUGGAUCCUGAGGACAUGGCUGAAGCAAGAUCCUGGACUGCAGUAGGUUAUCAGCCAGUGAUCGACUGCUAUGAGACCUGGACAGGCUCAACUUGGUCAGAACGCAAAGAGGUGCUGGCAUGGGGAGCGGCUGGAAAACUUCGAAUGAGAGUUACCAAGAACGGCAAAGUGACGUGGAAGUCUUUUACAUGUCCUCAUGACCAUGUCCCGACCAUGGAUAUAGUCGAUGUCAAUUUGUUGCGACCAAAUCAGACCGAAAAGUAUUCAGAACAUGAAACGGCCAUCCUCGGAAGGAUAUCUGGUGACGUUGUCAGAGUUGUGUCGAACGACUCAGGAAAGCUGGUCCAGCAAUCAGUGUACAAUACCAAACCUAACGGAUUUCAUCGUAUGGAUGUCAGCAAAAGCCCAGAGCCUGUCCUUGCCACAUGCAAUAACGAUGGAAUCUCGCUAUUUCCCGUGGAUGGUACGACAUCUGUUGUGCAACCGAUUGACACUGUCCCCCUGCAGACGACGAGAGAUGUCCGAAAUCGUAUCAGGUGUGCGAAGUUUCUCUCCGACUCGGCAUUUGCUAUGUGUUUCCAGUACCUCGAAGGCAGAGAGCGCGCACCGAUUGAUGUUUAUCAUAUCAAUACGGCAGGGAUAACAUCGAAACCUUUUACACAGUUCUUUUCAGACCCACUUGAGAACGUCUCCAACCUCCGCCAAAGUGCGAAUACUGUGGUACCUUUGGAUGACGCUGCUGGUAUCUCCAACUUGCCCGGGCAGCUAUUCUUGUCCGGCUGGUCUGACGGUAUCGUCAGUCUUCAUGACGCCCGUACACCGAUUCGACCAGUUUCGACAUAUGUUGACGUGGUCGACGAUGGGCAAAUUCUUGCCAUUCUACCAAUUGGUCACGAACGCUUCCUUGCUGGAAGUUCUCAGAACGGUUGCCUCAAAACAUAUGACUUGCGAAUGCCUGGUAUGCGGCCCUAUUCAUAUCUUGAAGGGAGGACGCAGCUCUCUACGUCGCAAGCGAAACCAGGAGACGCGGAUACUGAGCUCUCACUCUCUGGCUCGCACAAGACGCGAAGGGACAUUAAUAUAUUCCUGACACCAAGUGUCAAAUACGACGAACGACUGUGGGAGCCGCUCCGAUCUGGUCGUCGCGCUCGUCGAACUGAACGGUACCGCGGAUGUGUAUAUUCUCUUGCGAGUCCCUCCCCGAGCUCACCUACCGUGUAUGCUGGAAUUGAGAAUCACGUCCUUCAACUCGAUUUUGUGUCCACAGACGAUAUUAGAAGCGGUAUUGAAGCUCUGGUAGACCCUGUGCUCGGAUUAAAUGACCGGUCAAAGGACAUUUUUAGUUUCUCCUGCUACGAGCGGCCCAGGGAAGGCUACGAGAGCACAGAUCCAGUCCUUCUGAGGAAGCAGCAGGGUUUGUUUGGCGAACGAAGAGAAAGUCAGAUAGACAAGAAAGAGAGCGAUGUAUCUAAAGGUGUGUCGGAACCAGGUUGGGAUGAACGAUGGCGUUUGAAUACAUACAGCAUGAAUCGUGGGAGAUGA
This is a messenger RNA of Exophiala spinifera, 1809 nucleotides long. RefSeq lists its product as uncharacterized. Gene Ontology annotation, molecular function: protein binding. The coding region runs from base 1 to 1809 and encodes 602 amino acids. The transcript has a single exon. The record is from RefSeq and is a predicted model, not a curated record. NCBI's taxonomy places the organism in Eukaryota, Fungi, Ascomycota, Eurotiomycetes, Chaetothyriales, Herpotrichiellaceae.